GUCUUCGCUGUGCCUGACUGGAGACUUCAACAUGUCCCGGGUUCUGAUCGUGGGAGCGGGUCUGACAGGUAGUCUGUGUGCGUGUCUGCUGCGGAGGAACAUGGACAACAAAGUCCACAUUGUGGUCUGGGACAAGGCCAGAGGUUCUGGUGGAAGGAUGUGCACGUCUCGUCCUCCUGACUCCCAGUCUCACUCGGCGGACAUAGGAGCGCAGUACAUCACGGCCACACAUGAAUAUGCUCAGUCUCACCACAGCCUGUACACAGAGCUGGUGGGUGCGGGGGUGCUGCGUCCUCUGGACUGUGUGGUAGAAGGACUGCGACACCAAGAGGGGAGUCAGAACUACGUGGCACCACUGGGCAUGAGCAGUGUGGUCAAACACUUCCUGUGUGAGUCAGGAGCUGAUUUGUUCUUGGAGCAUCAUGUGACUGGCCUGUACCGCCACGGUGCAUCAUGGGAGGUUCACAGGAAGCAUGGCGCCAGUGAGCGCUUUGACUCGGUCAUCCUGACCAUGCCUGUACCUCAAAUACUGCAGCUGCAAGGAGACCUGCCACAACUGCUGUCUGUCCAGCAGAGGGCGCAGUUAGAAGCAGUGAUGUAUUCUUCACGCUUCGCCUUGGCGCUCUUCUUCCCACCUGGCGUGGACAUCAAGGUGCCGUGGGCCGUGCGCUACUACAACAACCAGGGUGACAACAGCGAGUGUAUCUGCUACGCCACCGUGGAGCCUCGUAAACGCGGCACAGAGGGCCACGCCCCCCUGGGUCCAGCCCUGGUGGUCCAUAGCAGCGCUCCCUUUGGCCUGCAGCACCUGGAAAAGGAGAAGGAGGAAGUUGAGCCCAUGGUCUUGAGGGAAGUCUACAGGCUCCUCCCCAAUCUGCCUCAGCCAAUCAGCAUCAAGUGCCACAAGUGGAGGUACUCACAGGUGCUGACCUCAGUGGCGGACUGUCCGGGUCACAUGACCGUCCUGGAGCGCCCCCUGCUGGUGUGCGCGGGCGACGCCUUCAGCCACUCCAACUUUGACGGCUGCGUGGAGUCUGCAGUGAGCGUGCUCGCUGUCUUCAAGGCAGGAAGUUAGCUCGCCACCUGACUGAUACUUUCACUUUCACAUAUAUACUUUAUUCACUUGACACCACACCUGACAUCAUCUUUCACACACCUGACAUCAUCUUUCACACACACCUGACAUCAUCUUUCACACACCUGACAUCAUCUUUCACACACACACCUGACAUCAUCUUUCACACACCUGACAUCAUCUUUCACACACACCUGACAUCAUCUUUCACACACCUGACAUCAUCUUUCACACACACCUGACAUCAUCUUUCACACACCUGACAUCAUCUUUCACACACCUGACAUCAUCUUUCACACACACCUGACAUCAUCUUUCACACACACCUGACAUCAUCUUUCACACACACCUGACAUCAUCUUUCACACUCCUGACAUCAUCUUUCACACACCUGACAUCAUCUUUCACACACCUGACAUCAUCUUUCACACACACCUGAAAUCAUCUUUCACACACACCUGACAUCAUCUUUCACACACACCUGACAUCAUCUUUCACACACCUGACAUCAUCUU
Messenger RNA from Entelurus aequoreus (snake pipefish), 1590 nucleotides. Its product is annotated as renalase-like. Gene Ontology annotation, cellular component: extracellular region. The transcript is spliced from 7 exons. NCBI's taxonomy places the organism in Eukaryota, Metazoa, Chordata, Actinopteri, Syngnathiformes, Syngnathidae. The coding region runs from base 32 to 1075 and encodes 347 amino acids. The record is from RefSeq and is a predicted model, not a curated record. Gene Ontology annotation, molecular function: oxidoreductase activity, acting on NAD(P)H.